Messenger RNA from Esox lucius (northern pike), 2302 nucleotides. RefSeq names its product transmembrane protein 38B (gene tmem38b). The coding region runs from base 302 to 1309 and encodes 335 amino acids. Gene Ontology annotation, cellular component: membrane. The record is from RefSeq and is a predicted model, not a curated record. Lineage: Eukaryota; Metazoa; Chordata; Actinopteri; Esociformes; Esocidae. Gene Ontology annotation, molecular function: potassium channel activity; identical protein binding. The transcript is spliced from 6 exons. Gene Ontology annotation, biological process: potassium ion transmembrane transport.
UUCCACCCGCCACAUCAUCCCAACAGCAGAGACGUAGCAGGAAUUCCGCAUCAAAUCUACUGGCCUUCCGUUGCUGAGCGACCAACUAGGUGCCCGGAAGUUCACUAACCAGCUGUUGAUAGUUUUGACUCCGAAGAUCCAGCUGUUUCGGCGGGAUGAAAACAAAAAAGACACGGACAGACCGAUGAUAAGAUUGCUCUGAUGCUCGCAGUUGGACGGCUGCCGCGUAUUUAAACACUUCGAAGCACCAGAGAACACUCCAAUCGCGAGUUGGCGGAGUAUCCAAGCUAGCUAACAGAAUAUGGAUUUGUUUAGGGCUCUACAUUUGGACGAACUGUCCCAUGCACUGGCCGGUUUGUCCAUGUUCCCAUACUUUGACAUGGCGCACUACGUCGUUUCAGUGAUGGCACUUCGAGAACAGCCAGGAGCCCGGGAGGUGGCGCAAAGGAGCCCGUUUGCCUGCUGGUUCAGCUCCAUGCUCUACUGCUUUGGAGGGGGCGUUCUCUCAGGCCUCAUGAUGGCAGAAGCCCCCAUAGCCCCCCUGUCCAACAGCACCAACAUUAUCCUUGCCUCAGUCAUCUGGUACCUGGUGUUCUAUAGCCCCCAAGACGCGGUGUACUCCUGCACAGCCCUCUUCCCCCUGCGCCUGGUUCUCACGGCCAUGAAAGAGGUGACCCGCACCUGGAAGGUUCUGGGAGGGGUUACUCAAGCGCAGAGCAAGUACAAGGAUGACCUGCUGGUGAUGAUCGCUGUAGGAUGGGCCAAAGGUGCCGGCGGAGGGCUAAUCAGCAACUUUGAGCAGCUGGUACGAGGAGUCUGGAAGCCAGAGUCCAAUGAGCUUCUAAAAAUGACCUACCCCACUAAGGUCACCCUGAUUGGAGCGGUACUGUUCGCCUUGCAGCAGAACCAGUACCUGCCAGUCCAGAGGCAUCACCUCAUGCUUCUCUACACCGUCUUCAUCGUCGUCAACAAGACAAGGAUGAUGCUGACCGGUUCGUCAACCUCCCCCUUCGCUCCCAUCGAAUCUCUGGUGUACCGCACGUUGUUCUCUGGGCCAACGGCGUCGUCAUAUGCCGCCCUCACCUCAGGGACCAAGAAUCCCGCGGUGAAGAAGCUGUCUGCAGACAGCUCGGUUAAGAAGAGCCCCAAAGGGGCCUCGGAGAGCCCAAACGGAGCAGCGGUCCCUGAGAAUAAAGCCCCAGGGUCACCGGCCAAUACAGCUGCACACCAUAGGGGAAAGAGCUCCCCGAAGAAGGCCAAAGAGCAGCCGGAAUACGCCGGAUCUGAGGGCACCAAGAAGAGUGAAUAGCCCCCAUUAUUCACUGUACUGUACCGAAAUAAAAUCUAGUUCUGACAGACACAAUUUGACUGUUAAAGCCGUGGGUACACUUUAACUGUGUUUCUAUGCUGUACUUCUCUUCUUUAUCUUGGCUAUGCCAACCUACAGCACACUCUGCAUCCUGUGAUACUGUCAUCCGGUGUGGGUUUCUAUGCCUCUUGGUCCAAACCCUUUCAUGCGUGAUCAGUAGAUAUGCAAGCAAUAUGGUGAAGCUUCACCAUGCUUUGUAAACACAUAUCUAGAUCUUUCAGAUCUUCAGAAGGGUUAUAGCCAAGUGGGAGGAAAUUGGGGCCAGCUGAAUGAGAGCAAGUAGGAUCUGUGCUGGUUUUAAUAUAUUAUAGUAAAUGAAGCUAUAUUUAACUUUUUCUAUCAAAGCUUGAUAAUCCUUUUCUAAUGCUGGGUUGUUGCAUCCUGUGUUUUUCUAAAAGGUUUUGGUGAAAAAUACUGUCCAUUCUGCUGACCUAUGAAUGUCCACCACUGUUGAAAUAUUUUAAUAUAAUAUAUUCUUGUUUACUGUCCUGUACAUUUUCUUCUAUGAAAUGUGUUAAGAUUUUGCAUACAGAGUUUAAAUAAUGACUAUUGUAUUUAUCCUGAAAGAAAUUAACUUGAUUGUACUUUUCUGCACUUUGCUGCACACACUGUCUUGUUUGUGAAUGCUUUAAAUUCCAUCGCUUGACUUGAAAACACUUAAUCAUUUGAAAACAAAAGUGUGAUAAAAUGUUUGGUUAUUCCCCUUUUAAGAUGUCAGUUCAUAAAACAUUGUCAUUGGAGAAAUAUUCAAAUACUCUCAGUGCUCCUUUGAGUCAGCUAAGACUUUCUGAACACUAGCUGAACUCUAUCCUCAACAAAUACCAGGGGGUCCUGGUAUUUUUUUGUAACUUGGGCAUGUUUAGGGGCAAGACACAUUUAAAAUGUCAUAAAUCUGAUUUAAAAGAUAAAUCUCCACCUGCUUUUCUUUUACAA